Messenger RNA from Calypte anna (Anna's hummingbird), 2612 nucleotides. It is a transcript of the gene GPR137C, whose product is annotated as G protein-coupled receptor 137C. Gene Ontology annotation, biological process: positive regulation of TORC1 signaling. The coding region runs from base 19 to 1236 and encodes 405 amino acids. Gene Ontology annotation, cellular component: lysosomal membrane. The transcript is spliced from 7 exons. The record is from RefSeq and is a predicted model, not a curated record. NCBI's taxonomy places the organism in Eukaryota, Metazoa, Chordata, Aves, Apodiformes, Trochilidae.
UGCCUCCCGCUUUGCCCCAUGAGCCCGCCGGCAGCCCUCGCUGAGGGGGCGGCCCUGGUGGAGGGGGCUGCUGCUGCUGCUACCGCUGCCGCCGUCCCUUACGCGGUGGAGCUGGGUCUGACCGUGCUCCACACGGCGCUCUACGCCGCCCUCUUCCUUUUCGCCUACCUGCAGCUCUGGCUGCUCCUCUACUACCGGGAGAGGCGGCUGAGCUACCACACGCUCUGCCUCUUCCUCUGCCUGCUCUGGGCAGCCCUCAGGACCACCCUCUUCUCCUUCUACCUGCAGAACUCCCUGCAGGCCCUCCGCCUCCAGCAGCCCUUUGCCCACUGGCUCCUCUACUGCCUGCCCGGCUGCCUGCUCUUCUCCAGCCUCUGCCUCCUCAAUCUCUAUUUCGCUGAGGUGAUAUUCAAAGUGAAAUGUGCAGCUGAAUUCAACAAGUACAAGGUCCUGUUGUAUCUGGGCUCCAUCCUCACCAGCCUCCUCUUCUUGGUUGUCAACUUAACCUGUGCAAUGUUAAUCCACGGGGAGGUCCCAGAGACCCAGCUGAGGUGGACAGUCCUUGCCCGUGCCCUGCUCAACGACAGCCUCUUCAUCCUCUGUGCCAUCUCCCUGGCUUGCUGCAUGUUCAAGCUAGGAAAGAUGUCUUCAGCAAAUGUCUACCUCGAGUCUAAGGGAACAUCUGUCUGCCAGGCUAUUCUGGUGGGAUCUGUAGUGGCUCUUCUCUAUUCCUCAAGGGCUUGCUAUAACCUGGUUGCUGUGGCCAUAUCUCCAGACAGUGUUCCUGGGCCUUUUAACUAUGGCUGGGACAACCUUUCAGACAAGGUGCACGUGGAAGUCAGCAGUGAGGAGUACGUGGUGUUUGGAGUUGUCCUCUUCCUCUGGGAGCUGGUGCCAACCACUUUCGUGGUGCUCUUCUUCAGGGCUCAGAGACUGAGCCAGAACUUGACCCCAGCAGGGAUGGUGAACAGUCACAGCUACAGCUCCAGGGCCUACUUCUUUGACAAUCCGAGGCGCUACGACAGUGACGAUGAUUUGUCACGGCUUGGGGCCAGAGAAGGAGGCUUGGCCACCCCUCAGUGCUCUGGCUGCUAUGGGUCCCUGGCUGGGAACGACAGCUCCAUGGUGGGUCCCCACCUCAGCGGGACGGUCCCCGACAGCGCUCCCUUGCUCUUUGCCGCGGGCGGCUCGGAGAUGAAUAAUCACCACAGCUCAUACCCUGUGCCACAGAACUGAAGAGGCUCAAGAGGUCCCCUUUUUCCCCAGAAGUGGCAUUCUUCAUGUAUAGGAUUGUUAUUUUUUUUUUCCCCCCUUCUUCCCUUCAAACUCAUCGACACAAACAUUCCACUACCUGCCGCAGCUGGGAGCAGGACUGAGCCUGUGGCUGCAGGCAGUAAAGGAGAGAACUUCUGUGACUUUUUAAGAGGUACCAUGUAGCAAAAGUGAAGCUGAACUUCUCUGGAAGCUUUUUUUUUUUUUUUUUUUUCUUGGUCUGGUCUUCAAGAUGUUGGCAGCUAAAUGCACCAGAGCUUCCUCACUAGAAAAGAAACAUCAAAAAUGCAUAUUUUGCACUUUUUAUCUGCACACUUGGAAGGAACGAAUCUCGCUCAGGCUGUGCUCGGUCUGAGACUGUUCUAGUUACUCUUUUAAUUGCACAUCCAUAGCUGGGAGAAGCACUGUCUUCCUGCAAAAGACGUGUUCCAUGAAGUACUCUGCAUCCUGACUCACUUGGGAGUGUGAAGCUGUUGUCAUCAUCUGAGCCUGUCCCAGGCAGGGAAUGUCAGAGUGUUCUGUGUGCCAUGGUCCCACCUCCUGGGGCUGAGCCUGCUCUUGCUCUGACCCUGCUCUGGUCCUGGUGUCACCCACCCCACUGCUGAACUGUCCAACCUGGGGCUCUGGGCUCAAAGCAGAUCCUGUCAGGGGGAGAUGAAGUGCUCCUGGUGGUGUGAAGAUCCCCAUGCUGUGACCAACCCAGCAGCUGAUGGCCAAGGAAAGGGGCUGGCAGGGUGAGAGGGCAAGACUUGAUGGGCUGCUGCCUCCUGGGGAACCUGGAGCUGGGCCACAGCACAGGUAGAACUGGGGCUGCUUUAACCAGGGGGUGGGGGAAGCAAUCCUGCUCCUUCCUCCUCCUCCUCUUUGCCCGUGGCAGGGCUCCCUUUCCCCCCUCAGUAUUAAAUUGCAUUUAGCAGAAUUUUAACCUGGAGUGAGUGUGCUGCUGGGGUCCCUGCUGUGGCCUGGGAGGUGUCUGGAGGGGACAAGCUGGGCAUUGGGCUCCUUGCUGAGCUUUGCCAUGGGGCUGGAGUCCUCCCAGUGCUGCGGGAGCUGUGGCAGCAGAGCUUGGUGGUAUACACAGGAUUGGAGUGUGCUGGGAGGAGGUUUCUCUCUCUUUUUAACCAAAAUAGCCAUGGUUGGUCUGCUCUGUAGCUCCCCUGGGCUCUGGGUGAGGAGGUUUGGUGUUACUCCUGGCUCAGCCUUGAUCCUGAGGUGGGCACAAGCACAAAGCAGCUUUGGGAAUGGGCUUGGAUGGAGUCACUGGGCCAGAAAGGGACCUUUGGUUAGAACUGGUUCUGCCCCACCUCAUGCUGCUCUGCUGGUCAAACAUCUGACACUGA